GGCCAGCCAGGCUGGACUCACUGCACGGGCUCUGCUGGCAGCUUCCUGAGGUACCAAGGAGGAAGGAUGGAGGAAAGAAUGAACGUGCUCCACGACUUUGGGAUCCAGUCGACUCGCUACCUCCAAGUGAAUUACGAAGACUCCCAGGACUGGUUUGUCUUGGUGUCUGUGAUCGCUGACCUCAGGAACGCCUUCUAUGUCCUCUUUCCCAUCUGGUUCCACAUUCAAGAGACUGUGGGCAUCAAUCUCCUCUGGGUGGCAGUGGUUGGAGACUGGUUCAACCUCGUCUUUAAGUGGAUUCUUUUUGGACAGCGCCCGUAUUGGUGGGUCCUGGACACUGACUAUUACAGCAACAGCUCCGUGCCUCUGAUAAAACAGUUCCCCGUCACCUGUGAGACUGGACCAGGGAGUCCCUCGGGCCAUGCCAUGGGCACAGCAGGUGUAUACUACGUUAUGGUUACUUCUACUCUCGCUAUCUUUCGUGGAAAGAAAAAGUCAACGUAUGGAUUCCGGUGCUUGAAUGUCGUCUUGUGGUUGGGAUACUGGGCUGUGCAGCUGAACGUCUGUCUGUCCCGGAUCUACCUUGCGGCUCACUUUCCCCAUCAGGUGGUGGCUGGAGUCUUGUCAGGCAUUGCUGUGGCUGAAACUUUCAGCCACAUCCGGGGCAUCUACAAUGCCAGCCUCCAGAGGUACUGUCUCAUCACCUUCUUCCUGUUUGGUUUCGCACUUGGAUUUUACCUGCUGCUAAAGGGGCUAGGGGUGGACCUCCUGUGGACUUUGGAGAAGGCCAAGAGAUGGUGUGAGCGCCCCGAGUGGGUCCACCUUGACACUACACCCUUUGCCAGCCUCUUCAAAAACCUGGGGACCCUCUUGGGGUUGGGGCUGGCCCUCAACUCCAGCAUGUACCGCAAGAGCUGCAAAGGAGAACUGCGCAAGUCGCUCCCAUUCCGUUUGGCCUGCAUCGUGGCCUCCUUGGGCCUGCUGCAUCUCUUUGACUCGCUGAAGCCCCCGUCCCAGAUUGAGUCGAUCUUCUACAUCUUGUCUUUCUGCAAGAGUGCGACCGUCCCCUUUGCAUCUGUCAGUCUUAUCCCCUACUGCCUAGCCCGGCUCCUGGGACAGACACACAAGAAGUCUUUGUAAAGCGUUAAGUCUCUGACACAAGUCAGCGGCCGUGCAAAGGACUAGGAGCAACCCAAGCCUUGUGCAACCCAGUGUGGGGCCAGAGGUGUUCACAGCCACCCUGGUAGCCCUGUCUUUCUUUGCCAUCGUAACCAAAAAGGUGAAUUUUUAAAAGCUAACAGGGCUGUUUGAGGAAAGCGUGAAUGCUGGAAGAUGUUUCCCUGAUGAAUCACUUCCGGUCUCCUGUCCGACACAGAAGAGAAAGCCCAGACUAGAGAUCCUGACAGAAUGCUCUCACUGUGCAGAAUCCUCCAGGCCGAGGGUAAAAGAAAAGAGCGUUGUGCAUUUGCUAGGAAGAGAAGGAAGGAUCGGGAGGAGGGGGAGUGUUUGGUGGAUUGAGCAAACCAUAUGCAAGCCAUGUCUACCCGGCUUCAGUUAUGCCUGGGUCUUUAGAUAUGUAGGACACUCUCAAUAAUGAUAGACCAGCCCGUGUAAUGAGUAGCCAGUUAGAGGCGAUCAUUCUGCUCCCAGAUUUUUCUCUACUGUACAUGAAAGUCACACCGUGUGCUUGUAUUCCUGAAUGGUAAUGGUGACUGUCACUCAGGAACCACCACCUUCUCUGUCACACCACAGCUUUGUCCUCCUCGGCCCAGGUCUGCGUGCCAUAGGACUCAUCACUGCUUCCCUGACCACGCUGCUGGACCCUGCAUUGCUGAACCCCAUGCUGCUGGACCCUGUGGUGUACGGUGGGCAAUUGUUUGCUGGUGCUUUUGUAGGGUUAAGUUAAACUCUGAGAUCUUGGGCAAAACGGCAAGGGGAGAGUCAGGAUUCCUCUCUCCAAAGGUCACUCCGAAGUUACUUUUGAUUCCUGGAGCAGAAAUGACUCCUUCCUCUAGCCCAAGCCAGCCAAGAACUCAUUCUUAGAGGCAAAGCAGCCCAAGCCCGACUGUGCCUGUCCUCCAGCCUGGGCUGGUUUGCAGAGUGUGUCUUCAAGAAGAAAAAAUGGUAAAGCUAUUUAUUCAAAAUGCUUUGUUUUUUGCUAUGAAUGAUGCCUGUGUUUCCACCCACGCCAAGCACUUUGUUCCUAUUGUCUUUGAUAAGAAAACUACAUGUGUGCAGUAUUUUAUUAAAACGACAUUUUAUUUAAGAA
Molecule: messenger RNA, 2269 nt
Organism: Rattus norvegicus (Norway rat)
Lineage: Eukaryota; Metazoa; Chordata; Mammalia; Rodentia; Muridae
Gene: G6pc1
Product: glucose-6-phosphatase catalytic subunit 1
Exons: 5
Coding region: 67-1140 (357 amino acids)
Biological process (GO): glucose homeostasis; lipid homeostasis; gluconeogenesis
Cellular component (GO): endoplasmic reticulum; endoplasmic reticulum membrane; membrane
Molecular function (GO): phosphate ion binding; glucose-6-phosphatase activity; phosphotransferase activity, alcohol group as acceptor
Source: RefSeq, marked validated